Molecule: messenger RNA, 1212 nt
Organism: Amphimedon queenslandica
Lineage: Eukaryota; Metazoa; Porifera; Demospongiae; Haplosclerida; Niphatidae
Exons: 2
Coding region: 484-1212 (242 amino acids)
Source: RefSeq, a predicted model, not a curated record
UGUUCGUGGAGAGUCUAUCAUAUUUCCUGUGAAUACGCUAGUCCCUGAAGAUGAAGGAAGAAUGAAAGCAGGACAGGAUUUAUGUCAAUCGAUAGCAAAUUGUGGAGGCACUUCUCUCAAAAUAAAUGUCCCAAUUCGUUGGUUUGCAUUUGAGCUUUGGCUGCAAAAAGUAGCAGAGAAGAAAAGCCACAGUUUUCUUGAAUUAGAUGAAGCCAUAUCUGCUGGUGCCAGGUUUAAAAUGAGUGAGGAUGAUACUAAGCAUGCUUUACAGUAUCUCCACAAUGUCACCAUUAUCCUGUAUUAUCCUGAUAUCUUGCCACAAUUAGUUUUUGUUGAUCCUAAGCCUAUUCUUGAGGUUCUAUCACGUCUGCUAGCUCUCACCUAUGUUGAAAGGAAAGCACUUCACCUAAUUGCUAACCCUGUGCCCUCUGAGAAAGAUAUAAGCAAGCUUCAUAAUGUUGGUUUUUUAAAGAGAAGCUUUUGAUGAAUCACUUUACUUCACUUUUCUCCCCACCUAAUUUUGAGCCAUCUCAUUUACUUAAGCUCCUUAUUCAUCUUCAUAUCAUUGCCAGUGGAGAAAAUGGAGAUUAUUUCUUUCCUUGUGCUUUGCAGUCGUACACAAAGCCACUUGUACCUCAAACAGAAACUAACCCUCUUCUUAUUGUCUGGCAGGAUAAUGAUGGUAUCAAUACUCUUCCAGUCCCACAAGGAAUGUUUCCAUUAGUCAUUACUCACCUCCUCACUCACAAUAAGUGCCCCUGUAAGGUAGACUUCCCUCCAUUGGAUCCACAUCAAUACUACAAGUAUCGUGAUGCACUUUCGUUCUGGAUUUUUAUUAAAACAAAGCGUUACACACUUCACAUCAUCAAUCACUACUCACACAUUGAGGUUUAUUUUGAUGAGUCAGUUCAGGAAGCAAAAGUGAAGUGUCCUUAUAUUCGUGAACUAGUCAUGAAGGCUGUCAGUGACAGUGCUAAAGCUAUCAAUCUUGAACAAAAUCAUGUCGCUGCAUUCUCUUGUCUUAAUGAAAAGGAAAAGAACUGUUACUGUGUCAUAGAGGAAGACCAUUCCAUCAAUUGCACACUGUGUAAAAAGUCAGCUGAUAUAAGUGGUGAUAGCUACUGGUGCUGGUUUGAUUCAAUGGACUGUGGCACUAAAAUAAUAGCCUCAGACUCACAAUAUUUGCAAGUACUUGAUAUAUGUAAUUUGUAG